This is a messenger RNA of Cannabis sativa, 1265 nucleotides long. RefSeq lists its product as uncharacterized. The transcript is spliced from 3 exons. Gene Ontology annotation, molecular function: RNA binding; translation initiation factor activity. The record is from RefSeq and is a predicted model, not a curated record. The coding region runs from base 166 to 1032 and encodes 288 amino acids. Gene Ontology annotation, cellular component: cytoplasm; eukaryotic translation initiation factor 3 complex. NCBI's taxonomy places the organism in Eukaryota, Viridiplantae, Streptophyta, Magnoliopsida, Rosales, Cannabaceae.
GUGGCCCAUGUAACCCAGCCCAACCCAACUAACCCUAACACGUUACUCUCCUUCUCACCUUCUGGAAUGAAACCCUAAACAAAUCAAACAACGGCACUCUCUCUCCACCACCAGAGGUCAAGAUCCAAACCACCGCAGACGAACCCAUAUUCUCAUCAGACAAAGAUGGUGACCAAGCUUAGGUGGGGAGAGCUCGAAGAAGAUGAUGGCGAAGACCUUGACUUUCUCUUGCCGCCUCGUCAGGUCAUUGGACCCGAUGAGAACGGAAUCAAGAAGGUUGUUGAAUACAAAUUCAAUGACGAGGGUAAUAAGGUUAAGAUCACCACUAUCACAAGAACUAGAAAGCUAGCCAAUGCUCGUCUCAGCAAGCGGGCUGUAGAGCGUCGCUCCUGGCCCAAGUUUGGUGACGCGGUGAAGGAAGAAGUUGGCAGCAAGCUCACCGUGGUAUCCACUGAGGAGAUCAUCCUCGAGCGACCUAGGGCUCUCGGUAGCAAGGGGGAAGAAGCUAAGAAUUCCGGGGAUCCAUUGAGUGCGAAAGGCGGUGCUGUUCUCAUGGUUUGUAGAACAUGUGGUAAGAAAGGUGACCAUUGGACUUCGAGAUGCCCUUACAAGGAUCUCGCAGCCCCAUCUGAAGUGUUUGUUGAUAAUAAGGCUGGUCCAUCCGAUGGAGCGGCUCCAGGAGCCGCUCCUAGUUCAGGGAAGGGAACUUAUGUUCCUCCUGGUAUGAGAGGAGGAGCAGUGGCAGAGAGAGGCGGCACUGAUAUGAGACGAAGGAACGAUGAGAACUCUGUUCGGGUCACAAACCUUUCGGAAGAUACUCGUGAGCCUGACUUGCUUGAGCUCUUCCGACCUUUCGGUGCUGUGAGCCGUGUUUACGUUGCUGUGGAUCAAAAGACUGGAAUGAGCAGAGGUUUCGGGUUUGUUAACUUUGUUAAUCGCGAAGAUGCUCAGCGAGCCAUUAAUAAACUCAAUGGAUAUGGUUAUGAUAAUCUUAUCCUUCGAGUCGAAUGGGCUACCCCAAGAACAAACUAGCUAGAGUACUAACUACUGAGAAAAAUUUUGAACAAGAAAGAAGUUAUUAAAUGAUGUUUGUUCAAGAUUUUUGUGCUAUCUUUUUUGGUUUAUUACAUUUUGUUCUACUGAUGAUUUUGCAUUGUUUUUGUUGAAUCAAUUUGAGUUUGAGAUGUAUUAUAGAUGACAUUGUAUGUAGGUUUAAUGCAUUGCAAAUCAAAUUUUAUAAAGAUUUGUUUGGUUCCCUUAUGUAA